This is a messenger RNA of Penicillium salamii, 705 nucleotides long. Lineage: Eukaryota; Fungi; Ascomycota; Eurotiomycetes; Eurotiales; Aspergillaceae. The record is from the annotation of a GenBank genome assembly.
AUGAAUCUCUUUCGGCUCAUGGCCGAUUUCUCCCACUUGGCGUCGAUCUUCAUGCUGCUGCAGAAGAUGAAGACGUCAAGCAGCUGCUCUGGGUUGUCAUUCAAAUCACAAGUCCUCUACCUCCUCGUUUUCGUCACUCGUUAUCUGGACCUCUUCUGGACCUUCACCGAGUCUCUUUACCUUACCACCUUCAAGCUUCUCUUCAUUGGCUCCUCUGCCUACGUGAUCUACCUGAUGCUCAACGACUACAAGCCAACGCAUGACCCCAACAUCGAUACCUUCAAGGUCCAGUACCUUUUGGGAAUCAGCGCGGUGCUUGCGAUUCUAUUCCCCCACGAUUAUCGUGUUUCCGAGGUAAAUGCACUUGCGACCCCUUCGCGCCGACCUCGCGCUAAUGUCAUUCAGAUCCUUUGGACCUUCUCAAUCUGGUUGGAAUCGGUUGCAAUUUUGCCACAGCUGUUCAUGCUCCAACGAACCGGCGAGGCUGAUACGAUUACCACCCAUUACCUGUUUGCCCUGGGUCUCUACCGCGCCCUUUACAUUCCCAACUGGAUGUUCCGGUACUUCACCGAAGCUUCGUUCCAACGCUCUUUCCAGCCCGUUCCAAUCCUGGCAGGAAUCAUCCAAACCCUGCUUUACUCCGACUUCUUCUAUAUCUACUAUAACAAAGUUUUGAAAGGCAAGAAGUUCUCGCUUCCCGUCUAG